CGACGUUUUCACGCCACCAUUCCGUCAUUAGCCACUCUGACUGAUAUGUUUUCUGUUGCGCUGUAGAAGAAUUAUACCAUCAAGAAAUACGAGCCGCUACCGGGCUCAGCUCCGAACGUGAGGAGUAAUAGGCCAGUUUUCGACAUCAGCUUCAACGAUUACAUCGCAACGACCAAUGGUCUCUUCAACUUCCUGGAGAUCGUGGGCGGCGUCACGCUGAGCGUGUUGCUGGGCUCGGAUUCGACCCGGUACAGCGACUCGAAGGCGAGGCGCUUACUUUCCGGCACGGCCUACACCUUCUGCUUCAACGGCAUCUUCAUGAUGGUCAGCAGCCUGCUGAGCUCCGUCUCGGCCGCCUACCUGCCGGUGCUCUUCUACUACGUGCUGUUCCAGGCAAUGGGUGCCGCCUGCUACAUCAUCAGCGGCAUCAUGAUCGCCCGGCAGACCCACGAAGUAUCGGUAAUAGUCGUUGUCGGACUCUGCUCUGGAGGCAUGCAUGCAUUCCACUUCGCGUACUGCUGCUACAAGAACUACAUCGAGGAGGACGAAAAGAAGUGGUGGAAUAAAAAAAUUGUUGUACAGUAUCGAUUAGUCAACUUUUACACCGAGCAGGCCAUGUCCGUCAGCAGCUCUCUUUUCCCGGUCAAAGAGCGCAAUCCGAGGCUGGGCCGCUGCCACGUGCCUAGGUUCGUACUCGACGAAGAUGGACACGAAGUCAUGGAAGAUCUUCGCACCGAUGACCUACCACCGAAAGCCCCUCGGCGUUCUUCGGGCACCUUUCUGCCGCAGGGUUCGACCACACCACCCACGAAGCUGGCACCUCAUUUCGAGCAUGUCCUGUGGGGCUCUACCCGUGCCAGUCCCCCUUGCAACCGAGAGGAAACAAAGAAGCUGAGUAAGGCCCCAGACCAGGCCUCUCAAAUCCUGGCCGUCCGGAGGAACCGCAACCUCCACGGUAGUGAGGCUGAGAACGGUGUACCGGUUCAUGUUGAACCUGGUGGCACAACUCCGAGCCGAGCGGAGGGCGUCGAAGCACUCGUCCCAGAUAUGGGCAACGUCCCGCCGCGCAGACUGCAUGCUCAUUUUGCCGAGGACGAGCGGGCACAGAAAGAACGCGAGGAGUCGCCCACUCCGAGGAGCCCAGUUGCGGGACAAGACCAACCGGCGCUCCAGGAAUCACUCCAGGCUCACGAGAAAUCACCAGAAGAAAGCUUGCCGAAGACCAAGACAGAUAUGUUCGCCGUCUCUACCGCCUGCGUCGCCACUUGUUUGAUCGUCGUCGUGUUCUACGUCACGCUCACGUCGAUCCAGAAAAAGCGCGCCAAAAGCCGCUACCUGUGCGAGACGGAAGACUGCGUCCGACACGCUGCUCUCCUCACGGGAAAGAUCGACUGGAAGCUAGACCCCUGCGAUGACUUCGAGGCUUUCGUCUGUUCCGGCUGGAACAAGAGGUCGCUCGAACGGCGCCCCGUGGUCCAGUCGGCCAUGGACGACCUCCGGUUCGCCUGGUACGACCGCCUCGAAAGCGUCUUGACCCAAGGCGCACUGCAGCUGCCCGCCGGAAGGAAGCCUCUCUCCAUGUACCGAAUGUGUCGGCGGUACUACCCUUCUAACGCGUCCCAGAUGGCUCUCUUCCGUUCGUUCAUCGAGAGUAAUGGCCUGCGUUGGCCAGAGCCACCGGAUGAGCUGCGUGACCCUCUGCAACUUGCCGUCGCACUCUCGUACCUCUGGGAGUCGCCCUUCUGGAUCACCGUCAGCUUGACGACUCAGCGUCCCGACUCCUCUACCGGCCGCCACCACCGCCGAGUCGUCAUCGGUCCCGGAGCCUACUUGCCGAUCAUGAGAUACCACCAUGCAGUCGUCGAGCGGUCUUACAUCCGGUACUGGGAACAAUUCCUGGAACUCUUCUACCCGAAUGUAGCCGUGCGACCUCUUGUAAAUGAGACGGUCGUCAAGGAACUCUGCGUCAUGGAAAAGGACGUCCUGGAUAGCUUACAGGCCGUGUCCGCGUCCUCGCGCAAGAGACCCGUACUUCUACCGUUCCGCGACGUCGGCCUCUACGCACCGAACGCGUCGAGUCAGCACUGGUUGCAGGCGUUCCAGGGCGUCAUGUCCCUCGAUCCGAAGCUUGUAGGUGACGAUGAGAUCGCGGUCUCCGACAUCGCGCUUCUGCGAACGGUCUUCACGCUGGUGACCAAGUACACAACGCGGCAGCUGAACCGGUACUUCGCGUGGCUUAUCGUCCAGUACUGCUCCCCGGUAGCGGACUUCGCCCUCCUGGUCGGCUACUACGGAAGCAAGGUGAGGGCCAAGGAGCAGCUUCCCAUGUUCUGCGGGCUCAUGGCUGAGGCCGCAUACAAGGUGCUUGUGCUCGCGCUCAGCGCAUCUUCACUGUUUACGGCGCGGGAUCGAGAGGUCAUCGACGCUGGUUUCGACCACAUCGUAUCAGCCGCCGUGCGUAAGGUGAAUGAUACCGGCUGGAUGGACGCGUACAGCAAGCCGCGGAUCAUCAACAAACUCGAGGCCACCAGGAAGCACAUCUGGCCGCCCGAGUCGCUCCUCCGGGGCAACGCUCUGGACGUCCUCUACGUCGGCUUUCCCGAGGAUGGAGCUCUGUCUCUCGCCCAGUACUGGAUAGAGGUGCGCGAGGCCUUGAAGAGGAUCAACAAGACAUCGGAGUACAUGGAGGCACUGUCUCUCCCGGGCAACAGCUUGCCGGACUAUCUGGGCUACGACUACAUAAGCAAUGUCGUGAAGCUGGCUCUCGGCGCUGCAGCAGCUCCGGCCUACUACCGGAACGGGACCCAGGCGAUGCUGUACAGCGGCCUGCUUUUCCUUAUCGCCAUACAGCUAGUCCGGGCUAUUGACGAAGAAGGAAUCAAGUGGGCGUCUCAAGCGUUCCAGGAAGAGAACUCCUUGCUGUCAAACUCGACGUUGGAGGUGUUUCGUACUAAGGCCAAGUGCGGCCAGGUCGACGGCGAGGAGACCGUGUUUCCUGAAGUACCGGCCUUGGAGAUCGCAUACGCAGCGCUCAGUGAGUCGCACCUUAGUGGCGCGGAGACCGUGCCCCUCUCCCUGGCCCCGAACCUGCCCGAGGACAAGGUGUUCUUCAUGACGUUGUGCUACCUGUCCUGCGCAAGACCCGGCGACCGCAACCUCGUACCGGCUGAUUGCAAUAAGGUGGCGAGAAACUCGCGCGUUUUCGCCGAGGCAUUCAAUUGCUCGGAAGGCAGCCGGAUGAACCCGGUAAAGAAGUGCUCCUUUUUCGAGUGA
Rhipicephalus microplus (southern cattle tick) is the source of this 3273-nucleotide messenger RNA. RefSeq names its product endothelin-converting enzyme 2. Gene Ontology annotation, molecular function: metalloendopeptidase activity. Gene Ontology annotation, cellular component: plasma membrane. Gene Ontology annotation, biological process: protein processing. NCBI's taxonomy places the organism in Eukaryota, Metazoa, Arthropoda, Arachnida, Ixodida, Ixodidae. The record is from RefSeq and is a predicted model, not a curated record.